AACAAGAUGCUGAUCCACUGAAACAUCAAGAGGGUCCAAGGAAUCUGGAACAUGAAGAUCAGGUCAUGAAGUUGGAGCAGAGGGUCCCUGUUGAAGGUGCGUUUGGUGAUGCAGAUGAAGUGAAGUCAGUGUCAGUGUCAGUGAUGGAGGGAGAAAAUAUCACUCUAAAAACUAAUGUUACUGAAAGUGUUCAUAUGAUACUGUGGAGCUUUGGACCCCAAGAGACUCCUAUAGCUAGAAUCCAUAGAAAAGCCAGUGAGAUCUCAGUAUAUGAUGAAGUUCUUGAUGGGAUGUUCAGAGGCAGACUGCAGGUGGAUAAUCAGACUGGAUCUCUCACCAUAACAAACAUCACAACUCAACACUCUGGACUUUAUCGAAUGACCAUCUAUAGCAUCAAAGAGACGAAACACAAAUUCAGUCUUAAUGCUCAUGCUCGUCUGCCUGUUCCUGUCAUCAACAGAAACUCUUCUCAAUGUUCUCCAUCAUCAGAAAGAUCUUCAGUGUCAACAUGUGUGUUGUUGUGUUCAGUGAUGAAUGUGACACGUGUGAGUCUCUCCUGGUACAAAGGAAAGAGUUUAUUGUCCAGCAUCAGUGUGUCUGAUCUCAACAUCAGACUCUCUCUACCUCUGGAGGUGGAAUAUCAGGAUACAAACACAUACAGAUGUGUCAUCAACAAUCCCAUCACAAACCACACACAACAUCUACACAUCACUGAUGUCUGUCAGCCGUGUUCAGGUUUUAAAGACCGUUCAAACCUCUGGAUUGUAGCAGUGAUUGUGGUCUUGAUUCUAAUAGCAGCAGCAGCAGCAGUAGUCAAAUACUGUAAGAAAAAAACAACAACAAUACAAGGGGCCCAACAAGCAGAGAUGAUGCCUAUGAAUAACAACAAUAAUAUGGCACCCAACACUGAUGAGGUUUCUGGACCACUAGUGACUUCAAAUGAAGUUAAACACUAGUGCCCUCAAUUCUUGUAUAGUAUAACAAAACCUACUGAAUCUGUUUCUAGCCAGACGAAGUCUGGACUGAGCAUUGAAGCACAAUUAUUAAGAAGUAUUAACUCACAACAGCGUUGAUAUUUAAGUACGGAUUGAGUCAUUUCAUGACGGAGAGAGAUCUAGUGAAAGUGGACACUAAUCUUUGGAUCUAUAAGAUCUGCAAGCCAUAUUGGAUCUAUCAUUUCGAAUGAAGAAUUAUCUUUGAAUUGUUUUUUGUGAUAAUCAUGAAGUUUAAUCUUUGCUAUUUAGGACAUGAGACAUAUGUUGGUGUUUUUACAUUUAUAUUUUACAUUUACAUUUAGUCAUUUAGCAGAUGCUUUUAUCCAAAGCGACUUACAGAGAGUUCAGGGAGCAAUAAGCGAUAUGUCAUACAGGAGCAAGGAGCAAUAAUACAAUACAAUAAUACAAUUUUGAUAUGCACUUUAUGACCAGAUGUUUGCUAAUAUAUUUAUUCUAACAUGUAGUCUAUGUAUUGAUAUAUAUUUGAUGUAUGGACUAUUAGAUGGAUUACGGGAAUGCCUGUUUUAUUAAUGAGCACAGGUGUAUGUUUGAUAGCACAUGGCACUGAGGAAGGGUUAUCACCCAAAAACGUUUUGUCUGCACUUGAAUUUUUUGGCAAGCCUUUUGAAAGUAUGCUGAUCCUUUUUUCUAUUUUUUGGAUAUUAUUGGAUUUUUUGUGAAACAUUUUUUUUACGUGUUUUUCAAAAAUGGACUUGAU
Messenger RNA from Triplophysa rosa, 1713 nucleotides. RefSeq names its product carcinoembryonic antigen-related cell adhesion molecule 3-like. The record is from RefSeq and is a predicted model, not a curated record. The transcript has 6 exons. NCBI's taxonomy places the organism in Eukaryota, Metazoa, Chordata, Actinopteri, Cypriniformes, Nemacheilidae. The coding region runs from base 66 to 956 and encodes 296 amino acids.